AUGUCGGACACGCAAACUCUUCCCGAAGUCCACGUGAUCGGGGAACUGGAGCAUGGAACGCAAUUUGACACGCAUCAAGGCGAAGGCAUCUUCGUGGAGUACAACGUGUCUGUGGGGGAUCAAUGGUAUUUUGAGAAACUUGCUCCUCCAUGCGUUUUCGCAUACCAAUGCUGACGGCACCCGAGGAACGCAUCUGUAUCCAAUACGUGGUAUCGGCUCACUGAAACUUAAACCUCUUAUGCAUUCCAUAAACAGGUGGGACAUAACAAAGUCCGCUCAGCAGACGCAAACCGCGUAUCCAGACGAAGAAAACGAAGUUGUCUUCAACCAUCCAGUGGAUCUCCAUUUCGCAACCGCUAGCAUAGCAGAGUGGCCGAGACUAAACUUCCAAGUCUACAAGUAUUCUUGUCUUCCAUGUGGCAUUAGGUCAUUUUUGAAAAUUUUUGUCGUUUGUCCUCGUGCGAACUUUAUCGAGUCUUUUACCAACUUUUUUCAUUCGGAAGCAGCAUUGCAUCAACACGAACUACCAGGCUGGAUGUUUUUGGCAGGAUGGACCCACUAUCCGUCGGGUCGUUGAAUCUCCCCUGCAACCCGGGCACGUACCAGCUAGCAUGUCGGACUUGGUCGCCUCUUUCGCAACGGUCACAAGAGGACGUUUACGGCUACUACGUCGGGGGUAGGCCACAGCUGGUGGAACCGAUAGAGGUGCUCGAUCGAAGAAGUACUUCGACAAACCCAGAAAGGAGCUCGCUGAUAACAGAAACCUCUGGAACACUCUUUCUGAAUGUCGACAUCCUCUUCAGAAAUGUGCCACUUUAGUGCUUAAUACUCGAAGUUGUCCACCACAUAAAUGAACUGGCAGAUUCAGCCACAGUGGCGUAUUGAAUCUGGCCGCUGAAAAUCGAAGAUAAGACGCUGAACUCAAUCGACAUCUGGAUGGCGUAUUGAUUUUCAUAGCCGGGAUGAAACUUUUUC
Messenger RNA from Amoebophrya sp. A120, 975 nucleotides. Lineage: Eukaryota; Dinophyceae; Syndiniales; Amoebophryaceae. The record is from the annotation of a GenBank genome assembly.